Strongylus vulgaris is the source of this 213-nucleotide messenger RNA. The record is from the annotation of a GenBank genome assembly. NCBI's taxonomy places the organism in Eukaryota, Metazoa, Nematoda, Chromadorea, Rhabditida, Strongylidae.
GUUCUCAAAGAAACCAAGCGAUCCCUCUCACGUUCUAGUCUUUGAAGACGCUCCAAAUGGUGGCCGAGCCGCGAAGGCAGCCGGCAUGAAAUGCGUAAUGGUCCCUGACGCAAAGUUUCGCAAGGAGGCUUUGAGCGUAGGCGUUACACAAGUACUGCACAGCCUGGAAGAUUUUCGUCCCGAAGAUUUUGGACUUCCGCCUUACGACUGACA